UUUGAUGACACUUUUUCAAGAGGUUGUGGUGGAAUAUGUUCCUCGGACUGAAAACCAGCGGGCGGACGCGUUGGCCAAAUUGGCGAGCACGCGGAAGCCCGGCAACAAUAGAAGUGUGAUUCAGGAAACGCUGGCGUUCCCCAGCAUUGAAGGCGAGCUCAUGGCAUGCGUGGACAGGGGAGCGACGUGGAUGGGACCUAUAUUGUCCAUCUUAGCGGGGGACCCAGCGGAAGUGGAGCAAUGCACGAAGGAACAACGGCGAGAGGCGAGCCACUAUACUCUCAUCGACGGACAUUUGUAUCGCCGUGGUUUUUCGGCGCCAUUGUUAAAAUGCGUACCGCCGGAAAAAUACGAGGCGAUAAUGUCUGAGGUGCACGAGGGAGUGUGCGCAAGCCACAUUGGGGGGAGAUCUUUGGCUUGCAAGGUGUUGAGGGCGGGAUUCUACUGGCCCACCCUCAGGAAAGACUGCAUGGACUUUGUGAAAAAAUGCAAAAAAUGUCAAGUGUUUGCUGAUUUAUCUAAGGCACCGCCAAAGGAGCUGGUAACGAUGAGCGCCCCAUGGCCCUUCGCCAUGUGGGGGGUGGAUCUAGUAGGGCCUUUUCCGAUCGCCAGGUCGCAAAUGAAGUUUAUAUUGGUAGCGGUGGAUUAUUUCACUAAAUGGAUUGAGGCCGAGCCCCUGGCCAAAAUAACCUCUGCGAAGAUAGUCAACUUCUACUGGAAGCGAAUUGUUUGCAGGUUCGGGAUCCCAAGGGCGAUCGUAUCCGACAACGGGACCCAGUUUUCAAGCAACCAAACUAGAGAAUUUUGCAGGGAAAUGGGCAUACAGAUGAGGUUUGCCUCUGUGGAGCAUCCGCAAGCAAACGGGCAAGUGGAAUCUGCAAACAGGGUAAUCCUGCGUGGAUUAAGGCGACGGCUCAAGGAGGCUAAGGGAGCCUGGCUGGAGGAACUCCCGGUGGUGCUAUGGUCAUACAACACCACUGUGCAAUCCACUACAAGGGAAACCCCCUUUAGAAUGACCUAUGGGGUUGAUGCUAUGUUGCCAGUGGAGAUUGACAACUUCACAUGGCGAACCCAGCCAGAUUUUGAAGGGGAGAAUCAAGCCAAUAUGGCGGCGGAGUUGGACCUUUUGUCGGAAACGCGUGAUGAGGCGCACAUUCGGGAAACAGCGAUGAAGCAGCGCGUGGCGGCAAAGUUCAACAGCAGGGUUCGCGUCCGAGAUAUGCAGGUCGGCGACCUGGUCCUCAAGUGGCGAUCGGGAGCCCCGGGAAACAAGCUCACGCCUAACUGGGAAGGGCCAUACCGCAUUAUUAAAGUUCUUGGCAAUGGGGCCUAUCACUUAGAAGAGCUUGAUGGAAGGCGGCUACCUCGGUCGUUCAAUGGUUUGAGCUUGCGUUACUAUUAUAGUUGAUCGCAGGCGAGAAAGCGAACAAGGCGGAGUCGCCGGAGCCAGAUAUCUUUAAAAUUUUCUGAAAAGUGUUUUCAAAUUCUCCAAUGUAUUGCAAUAACAAAGCGUGCUCUUUUUCUCCGAAAGGAGUUUUUUAAUGAGGCGCUCCAUCAAUAGAAUAAAACGAAAAUUCACGAAAUUCGUGUCCAAAAAUUCCAGGGAUUCCCUGACGAUCGGAAUUGCCGAUCGACAUAAAGAAUUACGGCGAUCACUAAGUGGGACAGGCUUGAUCCCCAAAGGGGCCUGCUGGAACCUUGAAGGUGGCGGCGAUUCCACAAAUGGCCUUUGACGCUUGGGAAUCACCCCCCGGAAAGUCUGACGUGAUCGCCGGUCCCGUAAACGAUGUGCUGGAUAAGUCUCGCCAAAAUACGACGAGCACCGUUAACUAGGCGAAAGUCUUGGGACUCCCAAAUGGCCAUUAGGAUCCAAGCAUUGUAAGCCCCGAGCGGGCAAAGCCCUCGAGAAUGGAGGCCGUUUCUUCCUUUGGGGAAAACGUCUAAAGUCUUGGUGGUGGAAUACCAAGCAACAAGUCCUAGUUAAAAUUAAUGCACGAAGUCGUUAGGCGUAAUUCAAUCAUAUGACGCGUGAAAAAAUAGCGCAAGAUAUAAGGUAGGCGAAUGAAUAAGGUGGAAGGCGAGUGCUUGGACAUUCAGGAUGUUGAGUAUUUUAUUACUCCGGCGUGGUGGGGCGUUAAACUAUGAAAUUCAUGCAUGGAAUUCAUUGUUAAAUUUUUUAAGCAAUAAGAAGGCGGCGACCAAAAAUGUACGGCGAAAGUAUUCCAACAUGAUUUACAAAAUAUCCAACGGCGAUAUGAAAAGCUAUGGCGAAGGGUUGCUUAAACAUAGAUGAAUGGCGGAAAAGUACACUACAAAGGGACAGUAAAAGCUAAAUGACUUAAAAAUUACAUUAUUCAUUGUUUUCUUCUUCUUCCUCUUUCUCUUCCUCUUCCUCUUUUUCUUCAGUCGCCGUCCAGAGGUGUUGGUCAAUCAGGGGAGGAUCGUCAGGACCAAUCAGUCCUUCAGCGGUUAUCUCUUUCAUUACUCCCAUGGCGCUAAAGUCAAAGUUCGGGUACAAAUGUUGGGCCUGAUCUUUGGCGAGGUAGAAACCGCGCUCGCGGUUGUCAAGGGCAAUGUCAGCAGCUUGUUCCCUCGCCUCAGUGGCUUUGGCUUUCUCCGUCGCCAGCUCGUCCUCGAGCACUUUGAUUUUUGCCAGUUGGGAAGCAAUCUCGGCAUCUUUCGUGGCGAGGGCCUCGGCGUGAGCGCCGGUCGUUUUCUUGAUUUCCUCAGAUGUGGCUUGCAUCACCGCCUCCAUGUCAGAUCUCGCCAGGGCCAGGGACUCGGCAGACUUUUUCUCUUGCUCCGCCAGCGCCUUCUUCACUAACUCCAGCUCAGCGCGCAAUGUUGCGAGCUCCGACUCCUUAGCAACCAGCGCUUCGCCGCUGGCGAUCAGGUCCUUCUCAGUUUGCUCUUUUUCCUUUUUGCAAGCUUGAAGACUUGCAUCAAGAUCAUCCGCUUCUUCCUUCAUCAACGCCAGCUAAUCCUCCAGUUCGCCGAUUUUAAUUCCCGCCGAGCCAAUCAACUUGUCGGUUAGAACUUUGUCUUUUCCUGCCUGCGUCGCCAGUUUGUCGAAGCGCUUUUCCCAAGCAGCGGCGGCUUCUUGAUGUUGAGCGCUCUCGGCCUUCAACCGCUCAGCUUCGGCGGUGGCGGCGUUGAACUUCUCAAACGCAUGGGCAAAGAUGCACCCAGCGCGUAGGAGACAAGCAAGAGUUUCCUCCUUGGUUUCAUUAAUGCCCCGACUCAAGACUUCUUUCUCUAUGACUUCGCGGUUGAGGCCGGUAAGCAAGAAUUCGGAAGGUUCAAUGACGUUGGGAAGCAUGUUGAAGUAGCUGGAGGAACCGCUCUCUUUACCAGGAGCUUGCUCGAUCUGGGUAGCGGCGACAUCGGAAGGUCCCUCUUCACGGCGAGGUGGAGAAGACACGGGGCACCCAUCAUCUGUUGGGGGCGGGCUAGGAGGUGCGACCUGGCGGAGAAGAGACUGGGGGGUUUCAUCUUCUUUUCCUUUCUCCCCGGCAGGAGCGUCAGACGACGCGGCAGCUGUUGUGGCAUUAACGGUGGCGGGCUCCUCAACUGCUGGGGGUUGGGAGAUGUUGGCGGUUGUGUCGGCGGUUGGUGACUGAUCAGCAGAGGUAGCUGUAGCGCCAACAGUAGUGGACUUGGCGGCGGCUGCGGAGGCCACGUCCGCGGUAGCAGAUUUGGGGGCCGGGACAGUGAUUGUCUCGGUAGCUGCGGCGGCGGAGGCUUUAUCAACACUUUUGCCUUUAGACGCAGCGGCAGUGGUGGGCUGAGCGCCAGGGUUGGAAGGGCCGGCGACGGAGGAGGCUUUGACCAAUUUUCUCCUCUUAGGGGCUUUGGCGCCCUCACCUUGGUUCUCAGCGCCGCCCCGCUUUUUCACGUCGCCCUCAGCGUUGAACUUUGGGGAAAAGCGAGCCAUUCUCCUCUCGCGGGCUUUCAGGAGUUCGGCGUUUGUGAAGUUCAUAUCUUCUGCAACAAUAAAAAAAAAACAUCAAUAACAACAUAAGAGGCGAGAAAGAAAAUGUCGAUAAUAGAAGUAAGCCAUGGACGACCUAAGUAUUUGGGAGUCCUUGAGGAGCCAGCACCCUCAAGGACUGUUGAGCAGUCAAGGAUGGGGAGUGGGGCAAGGAGAUUCAGAAAAGCUUUGUCGUUGGCGGACAAGGAUUCCUCGGAAGGAUCAGUAAUCCCAUUGGGCUUUUCCAUCCAGUAAAGAGGGAAAAGGGCGGUCCCGUCCCUAAGGGUGAAGGCCUCCGGGUAGGCGGGGUGAACCGCCACGCGAAAGUACUUCCGUGCGAAGGAGGUCUUCGCGUUACUUUUGUGGGGAUUCAGGCACUUCCGGCCGGCCCGGGCCUUUAAGGAAAUCCAUCCUUUGUUUUUGAUGGAUUUGGGGUCAACAUCGUAGAGGUAGAAGAAACUGGUGGGGGAUGGGGCGAUGCCAACCGCGGCGCAUAAGAUUUCAAAGCACCGAAUGAAGGCCCAAGCGUUGGGGUGAAGUUGGCAGGGCGCCGCAUUGAUGUCGCGGAGGACGGUUUGGACAAAAGGCGAAAAAGGGAGCCUGAUUCCAAGCUCGCUAAACAUGUAUUCGUACGCAAAGAAAAAGUGAGAUCUCUUUACGUCGCCGUCUAGCUUGUGAGCCCAGGGGCGGUCCUCAGGAAGGCAAAUCCAGAUCCUGAGUUUGGCGUUAAACUCGUCAUCAUUGGACAAGCCACCCAAGGAACCCACGAAUUCCACUAUGAGGUUGCUAUCUUGGAAGAUGGAAGGUUGGUCUAUGGCCUCAUGUUUGGGGGCUACUUGGACUGGAAGGGGCAGAGUGGCGAAGGUUUUUAGCCGGUAAGCAGGGAUCUCCGGGACCUCUAAACGGAGGCCGCCGGCUGCGGUGGAAUCAGGGUCGCUUUCGGAGGAGGAAGUGGAGUGAUUAGGGGAGGUAGGGUUUGAAGCCAUUUUAGAAACCAGCGAAGUGAAAGACAGGAGAAGAUGAGUAUGUAUAUGAUGCAAAGAUAAGGGCAGUAGGACUCACCGGAGUAAGAUGUGAAGAGUGGGUAGCGGAAGGGGUGAUAAGCGAUGGCUCCGGAACGGAAGUUGGCAGAAGGAGUCUGGUAAGGGAUUAGGGAGGUGAAGAGGGGUUUCGGAAAGGGAUGAUUGUAGGGAAGAAGGGUUUUUAUAGGGAAAGGGGGGAGUCUGGAAGGGUGACGCGUGUUGGACGCGUGUGGAAGGUUGGAAGUCAUGAUGGUUUUUGGGGAAGUGGGUUGCGUGUAAUGGGGAGUUAUUACGCACGAUGGGACGAUUAUGAAAAGUGAAGUGACGUUUCCGGAGAAAGAGGGAAAUUGAUGUAACUGACGCAUCACGUGGGGCAGUUGAGGAUUCGAAGGGUUUUUGAAAUAGGGGAAAGCGCGAAAGGCCUCGCCACUAUAAUAGCCAAACAUCAUCGCCCGAUAGGUGAUACCAGCAACAAAGUUUAGUCGCUCGCCGGGAAUACUGCCAAUCAACGUUUGGGUGGUCGGCGCGUGACCAAUGCCUGCCACCUUUCCCGCCGGUAGACGAUCAUGCACCUGUUCCAGCUGACCGCCAGUACGGAGCGAUCGCUCUCGCCGCUUGUGGACUUGUGGACUCGCCGGCUCAGGUCGCUCGCCGCUUGUGGACUUGUGGACUUGUCGGCUCAGGUCGCUCGCCGCUUGUGGACUUGUGGACUUGUCAGCUCAGGUUGCUCGCCAAGUCAGUGGACUGGAUGACUAAAGAUGCUAGUUUCCUUUUGCUCACGCCAUGUUGGCAACAUAGUUUGCUUUUCUUCUCUUAAGCCAUGUUGGCAGCUCAAAUCCCAGUGUAUUAUAGGACAUAUGUAAAGGCAUUUAAAAGACACACUUAGCUCUCAUACUUCAAGCUCGGUGUCUUGUGGACUAGUGGACUGGGCGAGCCCCUAGAGGGGCAACGCCUAGCAUGUAGCCCGCCCCGGGGCAGGGCCCUAACCUUAAGAUGGGCCUUGGCUUCGGAGGCCCAAUUGGCCCAAGAGAUAGUGCCCAAACUCUAUAAAUAGGGGGGAGUUACCAAUUGUAAGGGACUUUUGCUCAUUUGAUGAAAUCAUACAUGAAAUUCAGCAUUCUCUUUCUCAUUCUCAUUCUCUCUCUAGCACAAUUCUCCACUCUCUAGGUACUAUACCUUUCUUCAAUGUUCAUUGCUAGAACAAGUUCCCUCAACAUCUGUGCAAGAGAGAAAUAUAUAUGGAAGGGAUGAAGACAAGAAGGCCAUAAUUGACUUACUGUUAGAUGAUAAUAAUGGAGGUGAAGAAUUAGCUGUGAUUCCUAUUGUGGGCAUGGGUGGAGUAGGAAAGACCACUUUAGCCCAAAUGGUGUACAAUGAUGACAACUUGAAGCACAAUUUUAAUUUUGAUUUCAAAGCAUGGGUUUGUGUUUCUGAAGUAUUUGACAUCAUGAGGGUUACAAAAACUUUGACAGAGGCACUAACUCAACAUGCUUGUCAGGUCAAUGAUCUAAAUUUACUUCAAGAAAAAUUGGUGGAAAAGUUGAAGGGGAAAAAAUUCUUAAUUGUUUUGGAUGAUGUUUGGAUGGAAGAUUAUGAUAGUUGGAAUCUUCUUAAAAAACCUUUGCAAUAUGGGAUUAGGGGAAGCAAAAUUCUUGUAACAACCCGCAGUGAAAAGGUUGCUUUUGUAGUCCAAACAGUUCAAACCUACCAUUUAAGCCAACUGUCAAAUGAAUAUUGUUGGUCAGUGCUUGCAAACCAUGCGUGUCUUUCCCUAAAAUCUGAUAAGAGUACAACAGCUUUGGAGAAAAUUGGCUUGGAGAUUGUUAAGAAGUGUAAGGGACUGCCUUUAGCUGCACAAUCACUUGGGGGUUUAUUGCGAAGAAAGCGUGAUAUCAGGGAUUGGAAUAAUGUGCUGAAUAGUGACAUUUGGGAAUUACCUGAAAGUGAAAGUAAGAUUAUUCCAUCAUUAAGAAUUAGUUAUCAUUAUCUCCCUCCUCAUUUGAAGCGUUGCUUUGUUCAUUGUUCUUUAUAUCCAAAAGAUUUUGAAUUAAAAAAAAACGAUGUGAUCCAGUUGUGGAUUGCUGAAGAUCUUAUACCACCACCAAAAAAAGGAAAAACUUUAGAAGAAGCUGGCCAUGAGUAUUUUGAUUAUUUAGUUUCGAGCUCAUUUCUUCAACGCUCGAGUCCUACUCGAUGGAAUGAGGAGUCUUUUGUGAUGCAUGAUCUCAUGCAUGAUUUGGCAACAUUAUGCGGUGGAGAAUUCUACUUUAGAUCAGAUGAUCUUGGGGGAGAAACUAAGAUUGGUAGCAAAACUCGUCAUUUGUCAUUCCUCAAUUUCAGUUGUCCCAGGUCGGAAAAUGUUGGAUUCUUUAGUGGUGCUAAAUUCCUAAGAACGUUUUUUAGAACCAAUUAUGAAAAACAUUCAUUUGAGGAUGACGAGGUAGUGUGUAUUGAGCUGUCAAAUCUUGAGUACCUGAGAGUUUUAUCAUUUACUUCCUUCAAAAAGCUCACUGCAUUGCCUGAUUCUAUAGGCGGACUAAUCCAUUUGCGUUAUUUGGAUCUCUCUAGCACAGGAAUAAACUCAUUGCCAGAGUCAUUGUGUAAUUUGUAUAAUCUGCAAACAUUGAAGCUGGAACAUUGUUAUAGCCUGACUAUGCUACCUAGUGGGAUGCAAAAUCUUGUAAACUUGCACUAUCUUUGCAUUCAUGGAACUUCUAUAAAAGAGAUGCCGAAAGGAAUGAGCAAAUUAAAGCAAUUGCAACAUUUACCUUACUUUAUUGUGGGUAAGCAUGAACAGAUCAAGAUCAAGGAACUUGGAGGGCUUUCAAAUCUUCAUGGACGAUUUUCAAUUAGAAAAUUGGAGAAUGUUGAGAAUGGUAGUGAAGCGUAUGAGGCAAAAAUGAUGGAUAAGAAGCACAUUCGCCAUUUAAUAUUGGCUUGGUCUUUGGAUAAAGAUUGUAUUGAUUCCGGAAUUGAAAUGGAUAUACUUUGCAAGUUAGAGCCUCACCAAGAUCUUCAGUCCCUAGAGAUAAACCGCUACAGGGGUACAAGAUAUCCGGAUUGGGUUGGAAAUCCUUACUACCACAAUAUGACUAGAAUAACGUUGUAUGGGUGCAAAAACUGUGUUAUUCUCCCUUCACUUGGACGUCUUCCAUCUCUCGUGCACCUGGGUAUUUAUCGUUUGAAGACGAUAGAGAAGGUUGAUGCCAGUUUUUUGAACAAUAAUACUAAAAAUGAUGGGUCUUUGUUGACACCCUUUCCCUCACUUGAAUCUCUUGAAUUUAAGAAGAUGCCUUGCUGGGAGGUGUGGAGUUGUUCUGAGCCACGUGCUUUUCCUCAACUUAAGCGCCUGACGAUUGAAGAUUGUCCAAAAUUGAAGGGAGAUUUGCCAAGUCACCUCCCUGCUCUAGAAGAACUUGAGAUUAAAGAUUGUGAGCAACUUGCAUGUUCUCUCCCAUGGGCUCCCGCCAUACGCCAAAUGACGAUAAUUAAAUCCAAAAUAGUAGUCUUGCAAGAGUUACCAGUUUCAAUAGAAUGUUUGACAAUCGAAGCAAGCCCAAUGGUGACGGAAUCCAUAUUUGAAGCAUUCAUUAACAAGAAACCAACUUGUCUCAGAUCUUUAGAAUUAAGGGAUUGUUCUUGUUCAUUUGGCAUGUCAUUUCCAGGUGGUUGUUUACCCGCAUCACUGAAGACUUUGUAUAUAGAGGAUUUUAGAAAACUAGAAUUCCCUCAGCAGCAGAAACAGACACACGAGUUACUAGAGUGGCUGGAAAUAAAGAGCAGCUGUGAUUCGCUUACGUCUCUCCCACUGGAGUCUUUUCCAAAUCUCAAACGACUAUCCAUCUCAGGUUGUGAAAGUUUAGUAUCUCUUUCGGUGUCAGAGUCACGGGUUUUUGCACUUCAAAAUCUGAUCCUACUUGAGGUUCGGGAAUGCCCCAAUUUAGUAUCAUUAGCAAGAGAAGGAUUGGCUGCGCCCAACUUGAUUCGCAUCGUUGUUUCUGAUUGCGACAAGUUAGAGUCAUUGCCUCCUCAGUUGAAUACUCUUCUCCCAAAUUUGAAAUCGCUUCAGAUAGGUAACUGCCCUAGAAUCGAGUCGUUUCCUGCCGAAGGUAUGCUGCCUAGCUUGACAUUUAUUGAGAUCAGUAAUUGUGAGAAACUAGUGAGCGGCGUAGCAUGGCCAUCCAUGGACAUGCUUACCCAUGUCAGGAUAAAUGGUCUAUGUCAUGGGAUCAAGUCCUUCCCAAAAGAGAGUUUGCUGCCUCCCUCCCUUCAGUCGCUAUAUCUAGGCCAAUUUACAAGUCUCGAGACGUUCGAUUGCAAGCAGCUUCUCCACCUCACCUCCCUCCAACGAUUAGCAAUUGAUGAUUGUCCAAAGCUGAACAACAUGGCGGGAGAAAGGUUGCCUGCCUCUCUAACUGAGCUUCACAUCUCUGCAUGCCCUUUGCUGACAGAACAGUGCCCAUCAUUUCCCACAUCCACUGCAUUGAGGGUUGAAUGGGAAGUAAUUUCAUGAACCGGAUUAUCAACAGAUUGUUAUGUGGCCAGAAUGAUCGCAGCAUUGAACUGUGCAGCCAAAGUGAAGAUUUUUUGUUUACCAUCAUUAGGAAAUGAGCACACUUUCAAAGGAAAUACACCCGUUAAUCAAAUUGGGUUAAGAAGUUUGCCUAUCAUUCUCAAGAUUGGAAGAGGAAAAUAAAAUGCAGAUAUCUUAUGGUUAAAUAGCCUGGAUAAGCAGCCUGUGCCCAUGGAUCUGAAAUUAAGUUUGAACAGGAGCUGAAGAUAAAUUUUGAUAUACUUGACAUGAAACAUUAUCGAUAGCUGAUUAUUUACUUGGAGGCUUCUCAUUUGAUAUCAUGUGAAGGGUAAACAGGCAACCCAAGGUCGUUAGCAGCUGGAAGUUUCAACAUUCUACAGUUUUAUGGUAGCAAAAUAGUAAGCGUCAUGAAAUGUCCUAGCUUAUGACUUCGUAACGAUCCAUAAUGCACUGCUUAUUCUUAUAACAGUCAUCGAACUUGUAGAAUUUACUUUUGUAUUUGCUGGAUGGAGACAGGAUCUCAUUGACGAUCCAUAUGUCAUUGAUCCAGCAAAUACAUACUGAUGCUUUACACGGUCUGCUUAUAUGCUGUUGCCAUAAAACAAGAAAGCUGUGCAGAUUCUUUUUCUUUAACAUAAUCUAUUCUCAAAAACUUCAGUUGCCA
This is a messenger RNA of Lotus japonicus, 10190 nucleotides long. Its product is annotated as putative disease resistance protein At3g14460. Lineage: Eukaryota; Viridiplantae; Streptophyta; Magnoliopsida; Fabales; Fabaceae. Gene Ontology annotation, biological process: defense response to other organism. The transcript is spliced from 5 exons. Gene Ontology annotation, molecular function: ADP binding. The record is from RefSeq and is a predicted model, not a curated record. The coding region runs from base 6323 to 9505 and encodes 1060 amino acids.